AUGGCCUCUGAAAAGGCCACACUCGCGUCUGGCGCUGACCUUGGCGAUGGUCUUCGCCAGCGUGUCCCUUCGACUCAGACCGCCUCACGCCCCGCCCAACCAGCCGACAAUAAGAAGUUUGUGAAGAAGGAGAAAACCUUUGUCGAGAACUUCACCGAAUGGGAGCCCAUCUUCGCUCCCAUCCUCUUCACGAUUGCCGCGUUCGCAACCCGACUAUGGAAGAUUGGCAUCAGCGACAUUGUGACCUGGGACGAGGCGCAUUUUGGCAAAUUCGGCAGCUACUAUAUCAAGCACGAGUACUACUUCGAUGUUCACCCUCCUCUCGGCAAGAUGCUGGUCGGUCUCUCUGGAGUCCUGGCCGGCUACAACGGCACCUUCGAGUUCAAGUCUGGCGAGAAGUACCCUGAAGAGGUCAACUAUGCCUUCAUGCGCGCCUUCAACGCCCUCUUCGGUAUUCUUUGCAUCCCCCUGGCAUACUACACGGCUCGCGAGCUCAAGCUCCGUCGUCCUGCAGUAUGGCUUGUGACCCUCAUGGUCCUCUGCGAGAACUCGUACACCACCAUCAGCCGCUUCAUCCUGCUCGACUCCAUGCUGCUGUUCGGGACGGUCGCCACCGUGUUCUGCUGGUCCAAGUUCCACAAUCAGCGUCACAGCGCCUUCGAGCCCGAAUGGUUCCUCUGGCUGUUUAUGACCGGCAUUAGCAUCGGUUGCGUGUGCAGUGUGAAGCUCGUCGGUCUCUUCGUCACCGCGCUCGUCGGUCUGUACACGAUCGAGGAUUUGUGGAACAAGUUCGGCGACACCAGGAUGCCCGUGUCUACGCUGUCCGCUCACCUUUUCACCCGUAUCAUUGGUCUCAUCAUCAUUCCUUUCAUGAUCUACAUGCUCUCCUUUGCGCUUCACUUUGCGAUCCUCGACCGCAGCGGUCCUGGUGACGCCCAGAUGAGCUCUCUGUUCCAGGCCAACCUCAAGGGUACCAACGUUGGCAAGAACAGCCCGCUCGAGGUCGUGUACGGUUCGCGCGCGACCAUCAAGAACAUGGGAUACGGCGGUGGUCUGCUGCACUCCCACGUCCAGACCUAUCCCGAAGGUUCGCAGCAGCAGCAGGUUACUUGCUACCACCACAAAGACACCAACAACGACUGGUUCUUCUACCCCAACCGCAACGAGCCUGACUAUGACGCCGAGUCUGAGGAACUUCGUCACAUUGGUGAUGGCUCCCUCAUCCGUCUCAUUCACGCUCAGACUGGCCGCAACCUUCACUCGCACUCCAUCGCCGCUCCUGUGACCAAGAAGGACAACGAGGUCUCGGCCUACGGUAACUUGACUGUCGGCGACGACAAGGACCACUGGAGGGUCGAGGUUGUCCGCGAUGCUGCCUCUUGGGACCGCAGCAAGCUGCGCACCCUGACCACGGCGUUCCGACUGAAGCACCCUACUCUUGGCUGCUACCUGCGCGCCGGCAACACCAACCUGCCCCAGUGGGGUUUCAAGCAGGUUGAGGUGACUUGCACAAAGCAGAACAACCCUCGCGACACGUACACUCACUGGAAUGUGGAGGCGCACUGGAACGACAAGCUUCCUCCCAGCGACCCUAGUGUAUACAAGUCUCCCUUCUUCCACGACUUUAUUCACCUGAACGUUGCCAUGAUGACCUCGAACAAUGCCUUGGUCCCCGACCCCGACAAGCAGGACGACCUUGCAUCUCAGUGGUGGCAGUGGCCUAUCCUGCACGUCGGUCUGCGCAUGUGUGGCUGGGAUGACAAGAUUGUCAAGUACUUUCUCCUGGGCAACCCCUUUGUCUACUGGGCCUCGACUGCCAGCUUGGGUGUCCUCGCCCUGGUGGUCUUCUGGUACCUGGUCCGCUGGCAGCGAGGUUACAAGGACCUCCAGGAGAGCGAGGUCGAUCGCAUGCACUAUGCUGGCCUGUACCCGGCUGCCGGAUGGUUCCUGCACUAUCUGCCGUUUGUGAUCAUGGCGCGUGUCACCUAUGUGCACCACUACUAUCCGGCGCUGUACUUUGCCAUCCUCACGCUUGGUUUCCUCGCCGACUGGUUCCUCCGGAACCGCGGCGCUGCGAUCCAGGCUGUCUCGUAUGGCAUCCUGUACUCGGUCAUCAUCGGCCUGUACAUUCUGUUCAUCCCCAUCUGCUGGGGCAUGACAGGCAGCAACAAGCAGUACAGCUACCUCAAGUGGUUCGACAACUGGAGGAUCAGCGAUGCCUAA
Emericellopsis atlantica is the source of this 2223-nucleotide messenger RNA. RefSeq names its product glycosyltransferase family 39 protein. The coding region runs from base 1 to 2223 and encodes 740 amino acids. The transcript has 3 exons. Gene Ontology annotation, cellular component: endoplasmic reticulum; membrane. The record is from RefSeq and is a predicted model, not a curated record. Lineage: Eukaryota; Fungi; Ascomycota; Sordariomycetes; Hypocreales; Bionectriaceae. Gene Ontology annotation, biological process: protein O-linked glycosylation via mannose. Gene Ontology annotation, molecular function: dolichyl-phosphate-mannose-protein mannosyltransferase activity.